Corticium candelabrum is the source of this 1399-nucleotide messenger RNA. Its product is annotated as NAD-dependent protein deacetylase Sirt6-like. Gene Ontology annotation, cellular component: nucleus. The record is from RefSeq and is a predicted model, not a curated record. Bases 116 to 1345 code for a protein of 409 amino acids. Gene Ontology annotation, molecular function: NAD+ binding; transcription corepressor activity. The transcript is spliced from 14 exons. Gene Ontology annotation, biological process: negative regulation of transcription by RNA polymerase II. NCBI's taxonomy places the organism in Eukaryota, Metazoa, Porifera, Homoscleromorpha, Homosclerophorida, Plakinidae.
GUUAGACUCUUCCCUACUGACAGCAAAUUAUUACUCAGCGGUUUUUUCGCGCUAGUAGUACAACUAAAGCGCUGACUACACGAGACUUAGAGCACACAGGCAGUUGCUGUCACCGAUGGCUCACACGGCCAGGACUGAAGACGAUAAAGUCGAAUUUUUCGAUUCGCCCGAUGCUCUAGACGAGAAGAUUACGACGCUAGCUCAGUGGAUCAAACAAGCAUCUCAUUUCAUUGCGUUUACGGGUGCGGGCAUCAGCACGGCAGCUGGAAUACCAGAUUUUCGAAGCGGGAUGAACACGGUCCUAGAGACGGGACCAGGAGCUUGGGAGCUUCGCGCGAAGGGCGAAACACGCUCGAAGAAGAGGAAGGUUGUCAGCACUGUAAAAGCGAUACCCACGCCUACACACAUGAUGAUGUUGCAAUUGUGCCAGAAUGGUUCUCUAAAGGCUGUCAUUAGUCAGAAUACAGACGGUUUGCAUCGUCGAAGUGGACUUGGCAAACAAGAAUUGUAUGAAUUACAUGGAAAUUCAAAUCUGGAGGUGUGUAAAUCUUGUCGUCGUGAAUAUCUGAGGGAUUUCAGGACACGUUCGGCAGCAAAAGUGCACAACCAUCUAACAGGUAGGAAGUGCGAUGAUCCUCAUUGCAGAGGAAAAUUGAGAGAUACAAUUAUUAAUUUUGGUGAAGACUUACCAGAAGAUGUGCUUGAAGCAAGUUUGAAACAUGCUAAAGUAGCAGACUUGUGCCUAGCAAUGGGAUCCAGUCUAACUGUUACACCAGCUGCAGACAUUCCUAAGAUUGUGGGAAAGAAACGUAUUGAAACUGGUGGUCUGGUUGUAGUCAACUUGCAAAAAACUCCACUGGACCAUUUAGCUUCAAUGAGAAUUCAUGCAAAGUGUGAAGAUGUGUCAAGAUUAUUAAUGGAUAAGCUGGGAGUGCCAAUACCAGAAUUUAGAUUGCGGAGGAAGAUACAAAUCUCACAGAAGAUUGCAUCUCACUUACCCAGCUGUGAGGUCUCUGUUCAAGGGUUGUCGUCUGAUGGAUUUCCUUUCUCUUUUAUUGAGAAAGUUGAAUUUAGGUUGUCUAGCUUGAAGGAAACGACUGUUUCAAAGGAACCAUUCACAUUCACUAUACCCAACACCAAACAACCUAGAAUGUCACUGCAGCUUAAAGUUUGCUUCUUUGCCCAUUACGGUGAACCUUCUCUAGACUUCAAGUGGGAAGAGAAAUCUACCAAGAAUGUUACUAAGAUUUAUACAUUGGAAUUUGAUCCAUUUACACAGAAGUGGGCAGAUCUCGUAGUUGGUGUUGAUGAUCUAGCAGCAAAGCUAGAGGCAGCUGCUCUCUAGAGACAAUAUUGACACAAUUUUUAUGUUGAUGCAAACUUGUAUGGUUGGCCUUAA